This is a messenger RNA of Schistosoma guineensis, 531 nucleotides long. The record is from the annotation of a GenBank genome assembly. NCBI's taxonomy places the organism in Eukaryota, Metazoa, Platyhelminthes, Trematoda, Strigeidida, Schistosomatidae.
AUGAGUUCAGUGAGUCAAGGUAAAAAUGAAAAAAUGCUAGCAUCACACGAAUCCGCACUUACUCCUACAUUGAAAUGGAGGAAGAAUCAAUUUACAUGUAACAAUUCUAACACUACAACGACUGUCACUAAUAUAUUGACCCCCAGAAAUGAUGUAUCAUAUGCUACAUUUUUAUCUUAUCCUCAUCAAUCUGAUUUAAUGACACAGUCAACUACUUCACCUCAAUAUAUGUUACCAAAUGAUUGUAUUAUUAAACCCCUAAAUGAUAAUAGUAAUGAUUUAAAAGAAAUUAAUUCUAUCCCUUUGUCAAAUAUAAAAAUGGUAUUGACUGAACGAAAGAAAUCAUCUAUUACUACUAGUAAUACUACUACUAUAAAAAAUUCAUGUUCACUCUUUACUAGUUCCUCAUCUUUAUCUUCUAAACUAAAUCGUACUCAUGAUCCACCAUCAGUCGUUAUUUCUCAAAUUUUUAAUCUAUCUGUAUUCUCAUCAAAGUCUGUUCAUAGUUCAUUAUCGUCUAAUAAUAAUUAA